AUGGAGCAACCCGACCCUCCCGUGGACAUCCACGCCCCCUUUACGCGCGCUGAGCGCAUGCAACAACUCGCUGACAUUGACCGUGACAUCGCCUCCCUUCUGGACCUGACCGGGACGGCCAUACAGAGCCUGGGAAAGCAGAGCCUGCCACCAGCGCCUGCUACCACCACCACCAGCACAGGCGCCGGCGCUCCCGAGCAGCAAGACUCGCAGCCGCAGUCGCAGCCCCAGCCCUCGGCGGCAGAGCAGACCCGCCAGUUCGAGGACGCCAUGAACAAGUUCCUCUCCACUCUGCACUCGGUCGACGCACGCCUGAAGCGCCAGAUCCUGGGGCUCGACGAGGCCGGCAUCAUCAGCCUGCCCAGCAACAAGGACGCCGCCAAGGACAAGCCCAAGGACGAGGAGGGCACCGGCCCCAGCCCCGCCGCUCCAGGCCCCAAGCCCGCGCUCGAGCCCGACGGCGUCGGCAUGGUCGGCGACCUCGACGUCGGCUGGCUGAACAGCAGGAGCAACCAGGUCGAGCGGGAGAUGGAGGCCGAGUUGUGGACCAAGGCGAGGAGGCACCUUGAGGCCCUGUCUGGGGGUGUGGCUGCCGCGGGCUACCAGGACGGUGAUGCUAACAUGACGGGAUAG
This is a messenger RNA of Diaporthe citri, 633 nucleotides long. RefSeq lists its product as uncharacterized. Gene Ontology annotation, molecular function: transcription coregulator activity. The transcript has 2 exons. Lineage: Eukaryota; Fungi; Ascomycota; Sordariomycetes; Diaporthales; Diaporthaceae. Gene Ontology annotation, biological process: regulation of transcription by RNA polymerase II. The record is from RefSeq and is a predicted model, not a curated record. Bases 1 to 633 code for a protein of 210 amino acids. Gene Ontology annotation, cellular component: mediator complex.